UUAUUUUUAGUUCAUUUCAAUAAACACAAAUGAGUUUCUCCAAAAGGAUUCCCAUUUUUCUGCUAAGGCUUUUAGCCUUGGCUGCAACUAUUUCCGCAACACUAAUCAUGGUCACCAGCCGCGACUCCGCACAAGUUUUCAACGUCAAAUUCGAAGCCAAAUACACCAACUCCCCGACUUUCACGUACUUUGUGCUGAUGAAUGCAAUUGCAAGUGGUUACACACUCAUACUUCUCUUCUUCCCUACAAAGUGCUCGUUCGGGCACUUGAUCUUGAUCUUCGAUUUGAUUGUGGCAUUGUUGUUGGAUUCAAGUAUAUCUGCAUGCAUAGCAAUAGGGCAAGUGGGGAAGAAAGGGAACAGCCAUGCAGGUUGGCUCCCAAUUUGCGGACAAGUUCCUAGGUUUUGUGACCAUGUUACAGGUGCUAUUAUUGCUGGUUUUGUGGCUGCACUUGUUUAUUUUCUCAUACUUGUCUACUCUCUUCACAAUCUCAUCAACCUUUUCUCUCUCAAGAAUUAGAUAUUUAAAUAUCAAAAAAAAAAAAAAAAUGUCUUUCUUUUAUGGAAAUUAGUUAGUAUAUGUUUGACAGAAGAGGAGAUUUAUUACAGUGCAAUUCCCGGUU
Molecule: messenger RNA, 621 nt
Organism: Erythranthe guttata (spotted monkey flower)
Lineage: Eukaryota; Viridiplantae; Streptophyta; Magnoliopsida; Lamiales; Phrymaceae
Product: CASP-like protein 1C1
Source: RefSeq, a predicted model, not a curated record